This is a messenger RNA of Diorhabda carinulata, 999 nucleotides long. It is a transcript of the gene Cpsf4, whose product is annotated as cleavage and polyadenylation specificity factor subunit 4. Lineage: Eukaryota; Metazoa; Arthropoda; Insecta; Coleoptera; Chrysomelidae. Gene Ontology annotation, molecular function: zinc ion binding; RNA binding. The record is from RefSeq and is a predicted model, not a curated record. The transcript has 2 exons. Bases 95 to 952 code for a protein of 285 amino acids.
CAACAAUGACAUAUUGUCAUUGCUGACAUUAUUGACAAUAUCCUUAAGUUCUAAAUAAUUAUUGUUGACUAUAUAAAAUAGGACCAUAUAUAAAAUGGAGUGUCUAAUAGCAAAUGUUGAUCAUAUUAAAUUUGAUAUAGAAGUAGCAUUAGAAGAACAGUAUGGAGCUCUCCCAUUACCAUUUAACGGCAUGGACAAAUCUACAGCGGCGGUUUGCUUGUUUUUCACUGCACCUAAUGGCUGCUCUAAAGGUCCUCAAUGUCCCUUUAGACACGUUAGAGGUGACAGGACAAUUGUUUGUAAACAUUGGUUAAGAGGACUGUGUAAAAAAGGAGACCAGUGCGAAUUCUUACACGAAUAUGAUAUGACAAAGAUGCCAGAGUGUUAUUUUUAUUCGAGAUUCAAUGCAUGUCAUAAUAAAGAAUGCCCCUUCCUACACAUUGAUCCCGAAAGUAAAAUAAAAGAUUGUCCUUGGUACGACCGUGGUUUCUGUAGACAUGGUCCACAUUGUAGACAUAGACAUGUGAGGAGAGUAUUGUGUACUAAUUAUUUAGCCGGAUUUUGCCCAGAUGGACCUAAAUGUAAAUAUAUGCAUCCAAGAUUUGAGCUUCCAGCACCUCCAGACCAACUGAAAGAACAAAAGAAAACACCUGUUAUUAUUUGUCAUUUUUGUGGGGAACAUGGUCACAAAGCUAUUCACUGUAACAAAAUGGUCGAUCCUACUAAAGUACAAUUUAUUCAAACUGAUGAUAAAGACAAAGGACCUGAAGUUAAUCCAGAAAUUGCUGCUCAAAAUUCAUAUUUACAGAAGAUGCUACCGAAAAGACUGGAAGAUGUUACUUGUUACAAAUGUGGUACUAAAGGACAUUAUGCUAAUAGAUGUCCGAAGGGACAUUUAGCUUUUUUGUCACAGUCCAAAACUGGAAAUAAUCAAGAAAAUUGUGAUUUAUAAGUGAAGUUUUAUUUAGGAAUAAUUAUUUUAAUAAAUAUUUAGCAGAA